This is a messenger RNA of Macroventuria anomochaeta, 2203 nucleotides long. Its product is annotated as autophagy related lipase-like protein Atg15. Lineage: Eukaryota; Fungi; Ascomycota; Dothideomycetes; Pleosporales; Didymellaceae. Gene Ontology annotation, biological process: macroautophagy; neutral lipid catabolic process; multivesicular body membrane disassembly. The record is from RefSeq and is a predicted model, not a curated record. The coding region runs from base 200 to 2077 and encodes 625 amino acids. Gene Ontology annotation, molecular function: glycerophospholipase activity. The transcript has a single exon.
CUAUCUGCUGCUAGGCCGCGUUCAGCAAGCCUCGACCGCUGCUUGUAUCCAUCGAACUCGAUGAGCCGCCCUGUGACACGUGCAUUGCCGGCGCCACUGGGGUCCUUGUGAACGGCGUCAUCGAGCGCGACCAUCACCGUUCACUCGAACAACAACAACAUCUCAGGCCUCCCACAUAAACCUCACAUAUACACGCAAUAUGCGACGACGACCUCUAUGUACCUCUGCGUCACGUGUCACAGCUUCGCUGCUGCUGUCCUUCCUCGCCAUUAGCAGCGCUGCGGAAGUGCCUCUACUCCCGCUACCGCCGACAUCGCCCCAUGUACACAACACCGAGAAGGAGUUCACCCUCCGCCACAUAUACCACCAUGGUACCUACCAGUAUCCCGAGCUGCACCGCCGACUCAACGUCCCGGACAAGGCAGCAGUAUACAUGGUUGAACACGAGGAUUCAGCCAAUCGGGAACCGGUGCCUGCCUUGCGCGCCAAGUCGGAGAUCAUGAGCAUCGAGAGGAUGGUGCACAGGGAUAGGGAUACCAUCGACGGCAUACUAGACUAUGGCCGAAUGAAAGGGAAGGCGGUGCAGCUGGCUGCCGAAGACUGGACCAUCGAUGAGCUGCCAGGACCGAACGUGACCGAUAGGGAGACGGUGCUCAGUUUUGCGCGCAUGGCAUCGAAUGCCUACAUAAUAGAGCCUGGCACAGGGGACUGGGAAGAUGUGGGUGGGGGCUUCAACUACACCGAAGACUUUGGCUGGGAGGCUGAUGGCUUGCGGGGUCACAUCUUCGCUGACACGGAGAACUCGACUGUUGUCAUAGGGCUGAAAGGCACGUCACCUGCCAUGUUUGACGGCUCGGAGACAACCACAAACGACAAGAUCAACGACAACUUGUUCUUCAGCUGUUGCUGUGGCCAGGGUGGCCAGUACCUCUGGCGGCAGGUCUGCGACUGUCAGACCGCUGCAUACACUUGCAACUCGACUUGUCUCGUCACUGCUCUGCGAGAGAAGAACCGCUACUACUAUGCGGCCCAGGAUUUGUAUCACAAUGUCACAGCACUGUACCCGCAUGCCGAGAUAUGGUUCGCUGGUCACUCCCUUGGAGGCGCGGUCUCCUCGUUCCUGUCUUUGACGUACGGUCAUCCUACCGUCACCUUCGAGGCAGUCCCAGAAGCCAUGCCAGCAGCCAGACUUGGUCUACCAACACCACCUGGUCACCAGAUUGGCUCGAUGCAACAGCGAAAGAUGACUGGUGGCUACCACUUUGGCCACACAGCAGAUCCUGUCUUCAUGGGUCAGUGCAACACAGCGACGAGUGUGUGUACCAUUGGCGGAUAUGCAAUGCAGAGUGUCUGCCACACUGGCAAGAAGUGUACGUACGACACUGUGAAGGACUUUGGCUGGCGUGUCGGUAUUGGUACACACAAAAUCGCCGAAGUGAUUCGCGAUGUCAUUUUGAAGUACGACCAGCCAGCCAAAUGUGAGCCCUACGUCAACUGCACGGAUUGCUACCCUUGGGAGUAUUUCGAGAGCAACGGUACGGAAACAACCACUUCGUCAAAGUCGAAGCCAACAUCAACGUCAACAUUCACUCGCAGUACCCGCACGCGGACCGAGACAUGUAAAACACCGGGUUGGUGGGGUUGUCUUGAUGAAUCCACUACCGGCAGCGCCACAACCACUAUCAAGACCACUUCGACAUCGUCAACCUCGACGUGCAAGACCCCAGGCUGGUUCGGCUGCAAAGACAAAGAUCCCUCAGAAGAAACAUCCACUAUCACAACGACGGUCGCCAGUCCUGCGCCAGCACCUUCCGUCACGACCACCUCACACUCACCGACCUCUUCCGCGUCGACUUCAUCGUGCAUGUAUCCGGGCUGGUUUGGCGGAUGUCUCGACGGCGAUGAUCCCCCAGGCCAUUCGCCCAGCUCUCACAAGUCGACCAUACCGACGCCCACUGCGUCGACGACUACGUGUACGGACGAAGGAUGGUUUGGUCUGAUUUGCUAUGACAAGACAAAGACGAAGAAGGGGAAGACCACAGAGAAAGAGACUGUUACUGAGCGGAUGGAGAUGUAAAACGUACUUGCAUCGACCGCUGUUGCCAGAAUUUGUUGAGCGUUACUCGGGUUUACAAGCAUUAUAUCCAAGGCGUAUGGAUUGCAUAGGCGUUGGGAGGUCGAACCAUCAAAUAUACAGACUAGU